Messenger RNA from Sinocyclocheilus grahami, 1136 nucleotides. RefSeq names its product lambda-crystallin homolog. Gene Ontology annotation, molecular function: L-gulonate 3-dehydrogenase activity; NAD+ binding. The coding region runs from base 1 to 654 and encodes 217 amino acids. The record is from RefSeq and is a predicted model, not a curated record. NCBI's taxonomy places the organism in Eukaryota, Metazoa, Chordata, Actinopteri, Cypriniformes, Cyprinidae. Gene Ontology annotation, biological process: fatty acid metabolic process. The transcript has 5 exons.
AUGGUCCUGGAGUGUGUAUUUGAGGACCUGGAAGCAAAGCAGACUGUCUUCCAUGAGGUGGAGAAUCUUGUCACAGAAAGUGUGAUUCUCAGCAGCUCCACUUCCUGCCUGAUGCCAAGCAACGUGUUCUCUUGUGUCCAGAACCGAACUCGGUGCAUCAUUUCUCAUCCGGUAAACCCGCCCUACUAUGUGCGUCUGGUGGAGCUGGUGCCACACCCCGAAACACUGCCUGCUGUAAUGGAUGUUGCUUACUCACUGAUGACGGAAGUCGGACAGGCACCUGUGCGACUCAGCAAGGAGAUUGAUGGUUUUGCAUUGAACCGUGUUCAAUAUGCCAUCAUAGCCGAGUCCUGGAGGUUGGUUCAGAGUCGUGAAAAAUAUCAGACCUUUUAUGGUCUACUGUGUUGUAGAAAUGCAAAACCACAUUUUUAUUGUUUUGUCUGUCCAGGUAUGGAAGACUAUCUCCAGCGCUACAGUGAGGGCAUGAAGAGGGUUCUUAGUACUUUUGGGCCUGUUCCUGACUUUUCUGGAGAGCCAGCAGCUAGAAUUGUUAAAGAGAUCUGUGAGCUGAUCCCUGCUGAACAAGAGCACCUCACAGUCCGGAGAGAGAGAAGAGAUCAACUGCUGAUGGAACUAGCUAAGCUGAAGAAAUGAGGCUAGUCCAUAUCUGAAUGCAAUUGGUUAUGGAUCAUCUGAGCCAUUGUUGUCCUAAGUUAAAUAUUUCCCUUCCAGGCAACAGAAUAUGACUGAUUAUAGAAGAAAAUUACUGAAACAAAAGUUAACCUCAGAAAUGGCUUUAGGGUUCAUUUAAUUAUAAAUUUAAUUUUUAUAAUGCAUUACCAGUAUUUUUAAGUGUAAGAUUUGUGACAAAUACUUUGGCUAUAGCACUUUCUUGCUCAUGAUAAAUGUAAUGUGAAAUUCACAAUUAAAGAGAAAAUGAAAACAAUCUCCAAGUGGAAAGCCAUUUUCUUGAUCCACCCCAAUGAGUGUUUGACUCAGCAUAAGAAAAUUCUGAUGUUUCCUUUUGGAAAAUACACGCAAUUAAAAAUGAAUGGUAUUUUCACUUUUAACUUCCUCGUGGGACAUUUCUGAAUUAAUCUCAUACCUAAGCUGAGCCCAACAAGUAUUUGGACACU